Molecule: messenger RNA, 6271 nt
Organism: Girardinichthys multiradiatus
Lineage: Eukaryota; Metazoa; Chordata; Actinopteri; Cyprinodontiformes; Goodeidae
Product: activin receptor type-2B-like
Exons: 11
Coding region: 955-2475 (506 amino acids)
Biological process (GO): activin receptor signaling pathway; protein phosphorylation; cellular response to growth factor stimulus
Cellular component (GO): activin receptor complex; plasma membrane
Molecular function (GO): activin binding; ATP binding; activin receptor activity
Source: RefSeq, a predicted model, not a curated record
UCGUAACUGGAAAAAGUAUCACCAGGUACAUCACACAUUUUUAGAUGAAGAUAAAUGUGACUUAGGAUCAACAUGAAACCAGUAUGAUCUGAUGUCUUACUGGGUAGAUUAAUGUCCAGCACCAUUGAUUGGUGACUGGUGAAUCCAGCGGAACUGGUUCGGGCUCAGCAGCAGGAGGAUCUUCAGUGGAAGGUGAGAUUUCCUUCACAUCUACAAUGAACAGCAGGAGGCCAUCAGACUCAAAGCAGAACCUGUCCAGAAAGCUUGAUGUUAGGAGAAGAAGGCUCGGUUCUCCUCGUCAGAAUUAAAUCACCUUGAACUAAUUCACAACCAGAGAAGAACCUAAAAGAUUCCAGGAGAUUUAUGGGUUCGGGUGGACAUCCUGUAAGAUUUGAUGUUUCAGGCUUCUCCUCUUCGUGUUUCCAAAGCUUCAGAGCUCAGAACAUUCCAGCAGGGGGUGAAUCUUUGCUCCUCUGACUCCUCUGUGUUGAGGGUUUAUUCUGAAAGAGGAAGCAGGUGUUACGGAGGAGGUCUGUGGAACUUGACUCCUCCUCCUCCUCCUCCUGCUUGUCCCCAGCAGACCCCCCCAGAGAGGCAGAGAGGACGAGGCAGCGGACCGAGUAGCACCGAGGUCCGGAUAGAGCAGCGCUGGGUCAGCGGGCAGAGUGUGACUGACCCGGGUUGAGGAGACCGGAACCGGCUGGGACCUUCAAGGAGACAUCAGGGAGGGUCUGUGGAGGUCUGGACGCUGGAGGCUGGAUUAUUGCACUCUCCUCUGAUCUCCACAGUCAGUUCAGGAGGACACACUGCUGUCCGGGAACCCGGGAUCCGGGGCCUGGCUGAGGGUCCAGUCAGCGCGCACGGUGCGCGUCCCGGAGGAGGAGGAUCCAGAGGACAUCAGGAGUGAAGCUGAAGGAGCCGCAGAGAGCGCUGCCUCCACCUGAAGCGGACACUAUGAGGGUGCUGCUGCUGCUGCAGGGGGCUCUGUGUGCAGGUUUGAGCCAUGGGGAGGUCGACACCAGGGAGUGCCUUUACUACAACGUCAACUAUGAGUUGGAGAAGACCAAUCAGAGCGGAGUGGAGCUGUGUGAGAACGAGGCCGACAAACGCUCGCACUGCUACGCCUCCUGGAGGAAUAACUCAGGUUACAUCGAGCUGGUGAAGAAAGGAUGCUGGCUGGAUGAUUUCAACUGCUACGACCGGCAGGAAUGUGUGGCGACGGAGGAGAGUCCUGAUGUCUUCUUCUGUUGCUGUGAAGGAAACCUCUGCAAUGGGAGGUUCACCCACCUGCCUGACAUCAGCAGCCCAGUGAUGAAGGCUCCGCCCAGCAGCGCUGAUGUGUUGAACGUGCUGAUUUACUGUCUGUCGCCGGCCACCAUGCUGUCAGUGGUUCUGCUCGUCGCCAUCUGGAUGUACCGACACCACAAACUGCCGUACGGACACGUGGACAUCAGUGAGGAUCCUGGUCCUCCCCCUGCCUCCCCCCUGCUGGGUCUGAGACCCCUGCAGCUGCUUGAGGUGAAGGCUAUGGGGCGCUUUGGCUGUGUGUGGAAGGGCCAGAUACUGAAUGAAUAUGUGGCUGUGAAGAUCUUCCCCAUCCAGAAUAAGGAGUCGUGGCAGAAUGAGAGAGAAGUGUUCCUCACGCCAGGAAUGAGGCAUGAGAACAUCCUGAGAUUCAUCGGAGCGGAGAGACGAGGGAGUCACCUGGAGACCGAACUGUGGCUCGUCAGCGAGUUCCACGAGAGGGGAUCUCUGUCGGACUUCCUCAAGGGAAGCAUGGUCAGCUGGUGUGAGCUUUGCCACAUAGCUGAGUCGAUGGCCCGCGGCCUGGCGCACCUUCAUGAGGACAUCCCUGGACUGAAAGGGGAUAAACAUAAACCGGCCAUCGCUCACAGGGACUUUAAGAGUAAGAACAUCAUACUACGUUCAGAUCUCACUGCGGUCAUCGCUGACUUUGGCCUGGCUGUUUGCUUUGAGCCAGGGGAACCACCUGGAGAGACGCACGGACAGGUGGGCACCAGGCGCUACAUGGCUCCAGAGGUCUUAGAAGGAGCCAUCAACUUCCAGAGAGACGCCUUCCUCCGGAUCGACAUGUACGCCGUGGGGCUGGUGCUGUGGGAGGUGGUGAGCCGCUGCAGGGCUGCCGACGGUCCACUGGAUGAGUACAUGCUGCCAUAUGAGGAGGAGGUUGGUCAGCAUCCAUCGCUGGAGGACCUGCAGGAAGUCGUGGUCCACAAAAAGAUGAGACCUGCCAUCAAAGAGUUCUGGCUCAAACACAGCGGUCUUGCUCAGAUCUGUGAGACUGUGGAGGAAUGCUGGGAUCACGACGCCGAGGCUCGCCUGUCAGCCGGCUGCGUGGAGGAGAGAAUCUCCCAGAUCCGGCGCCACACCACCAACAUUGCCCCGCCUACCUCUGACAUGGCCAUCACCGUGGUAACCAACAUGGAGCCGCCGCCAAAAGAGUCCAGUGUUUGAAGAGGACCGGUCCGCGUUCUUCAUGUGGUUUCCUGUCUCUGUCUCAGCACCCACCUUCAGCUACGACUCAGUGAAUGCUCUUCUGUCGUUCUUCUGCCCUCUGCUGGAUUCUUGAUGUUAUCUCGGAUCUCGGAACGUUUCUUUGCUAAAAUGCUGGAGACAGGAAGCCUUAAACCUGAUGUUCUCAGAUUUUUUUCAUGGACUUGUUUUGUUAUUAUUGGGUCACAUGACCUUUUCGCAACCUCAGACAAACCUUCGGAUCCGACGGGUUGAAAGAAAGUAACAGAAAGUGAGAUCAGAAGGAAAACUGAACAUCUGCUCUGGAUUAAAGCUGACAUGAAUAUUGAUCUGAUUGGAUGCCUGAGCUCAGCCAAUCAGAGUUUGUUUGGCCAGAAAUAAAACUCCUCAGGUAACCUGGACCGCAGAGGUCGGCUGGGAGUCAAAGAGGGGGUGUGGCUUAUGUCAGCUGUGGCUGGUAAAACCUUUAGUGGGCGUGGCUCAGAAAGGUGCUGAAACCAGAAAAUGUUCCUUUAAAAAUGGUGCUAGACCUCAUGGUGCAAAUUAUGUGUGUGCGUGUGUGUGUGUGUGUGUGUGCGUGUGUGCGUGUGUGUGCGUGUGUGUGUGUGUGUGCGUGUGUGUGUGUGCGUGUGUGUGCGUGUGUGCGUGUGUGUGCGUGCGUGUGUGUGUGCGUGUGUGUGUGUGUGUGCACUCCCGUUUGUGUGGCUGAGUGAGAACCGUUUGUUGUAAAGUGAGGACAUCUUCACGGUCCUCACUUGCUAUUUCACUAAGGGUUAGGACUAGGACCAAAGUAUGAAUUGAGUUAAGGCUAGGCUUAGGGUGAUGUAUGUACUGGUACUGGUACUGGUACUGGUUAGGGUCAGGGUCAGGGUCAGGUCAUAGAAAGGGUUGAAAAUAAAUGGAAGUCAAUGAGAGUCAAUGCAAGAUCCUCACAACAUAUAGGAAGACAAGUGUGUGUGUGUGUGUGUGUGUGUGUUAUUUACUGAACUUGCUGAUUGGCUCAUUCAUCUGCCUCCGUUUUUACCUGGAGGUCAGUGACAAUCCUGUGACCUUUGGCCUCCAACAGCGCCACACUGUGGUUGAUCUUCUCAAGAACACAUGAAUGAAAUGAGCUGCAGCUUGAUGGAAAUCAGGGAAUACUCUGAUGAACAAAUAAUCCCAGUUCUACCAGGUACUUAGAGCCUGCAGCGCCACCUGCUGAUCACUACACACAGCAGUUAAUUUACACCACUGCAGCUUUGGAACCAAACCUAAUGAAGGUUUUCCAUCCAGAGUUCUGCUGCAGAUUUCCAUGAAAGUUGGAUGGACCACAGCUGCUGUUUCACACAUUCCUGCUGCAGCAAACACUGCAGCUGAUGACAUGUGCAAAAGUUCCCAAAGCAUCAUUUCUGUGCUCUGAUUGGCUGGAAUGAGCAGCUGCUUUCUCUCCCACUCACACUGAGUAUGUCUCCAAGCUUGAGAGUUUCAGGGGCAAAGGUGUCUCUUGUCCAUCUGGGAUCAUAGAGCGCUGCUCAGCUGGUCCCUCAGUCAAGGUUCUGGAGACUGAAUCAGCUCUCAUUUUGAUCCUGAAAAGGAAAGCUCCACUUUGUUCCUGAUGUUGAUGAUGGCUGCAAAACAGAUCUCCAUCUUCAGGCAGGAAGUCAGAAACUAAGUGUAAAUGGAGAAGCUGAAGGACUUAUAUCAACUUUCCUGGAACACGCGAUGGUUCUGCAGCUUUGUCAGAUGAAUGGUGGCUUUCCUGGUUUAACACCAGUCUGGUUUCUACAGAGGUCAAAGGUCACCAGUGUCCUCUCUGUCCCUCUCUAUUCUGUUGCCUUUAACUGGGACCAAACCUGAGGCAAGUGGCCGUCACCUCCAACUCUUCACGUGUUCCUGUUUGUUCUAACACCAACCAGAACCUGUGUUGUUGUUCUGUUUGUGUCCCUUCUGUGUUGCCGUACAGCUAACAGUGAAUGUGUGCCAUGAUGAUGUCUGUUUUCCUCUGGCUGCGUUGGACACAUGCAGCUCUGCUCUGGAAUCCGAAAUGACUGAUGAACAUGUGGAUGAAGGAGGAGCUGCAGCUCAGAUCACCUCAGUACCUCAGAAAUACCUCAGAAGACAUCUUCAGUCUUCAACCUGCUGCUUUUCUACUUUGUUAGUCACAAUGUUUCUACUGUUUCUUCUAUUUUUAGGAUUUUAGAGGAUUUGAAAGUUUUCCAUGUUUUGAAUCUUACAUCUGAGAGAAUCCUGGGCUUGACUUCCUCCAUCAUCCUCUUCCUCCUCUGGCUCAGUUCAGCUUUCCUCUCCAUUUUCCUCAUCUCCUCGGAAAGAUUUGCUGAAACUCUGUGGGGAAGUUUUCUGUAGGAGGAAACCUUCAGACAAUCUGAGGACAACAUUUCAUCAGAUUGUGCAAUGCUGUCACACCUAGCUUGACCUCAUUCCAGUCUUAAGCCAGAGAGCGUGUGCUGCUCAGUGAUCAGGAUAGCUACAGUUAGCAGUCCAAGCUAAGAAGGUACGUUAGAACGCUGCAGCAACAUGUUGGCUAACAGAGGCAGGACACUCUGGCUGAGGGCACAAACUGUCAGAAAUACUGAGCAACACGUUCUCACCGCAGCUAUCAGAACUUCUACAUGUGGAGCAGCUAUGUUGGUUUUUAAGGUCAGAGUCGAUGGGGAACCUUUUAUUUUCCAGGUCUGAACUCUGACCUCAGGGAUUCUCCAGCUGCUUCUUUCCCACUUAGACGUCAGAGAGUUUAGAAAUGGAAACUGAUCAGCCAUCACUGACCCGGUUGAUCUGGUGUUUCCUCGGCAGCAGCAUCACUAACAGCGUGGUUGGUAGUGCUGAAGGUAAACAGCAGGGGGAGCUGUGGGCAGUGUUUCUGGUGUCUCCAACAGUUCAUCUGAGGUCACCAUUUAAAGUUGGAUUUUCAACAAACGUUCAGAUGUUUCUUUCAGAGACAUUCCAGCAUCUGUUUGUUUUCUGUGAUGUUCUUCUGUUUCCUCUGUUGGACACAUGAACUCAGACCUUCAGAGACGUGAUGUCUACACAUGGAACCACCGUCACCAUUAGAACCAGUGGUGGAACCAAUCCAGAUCAGGGACUGAUGGGAUUGUAGCCAUGCUGUGAUUGAUAGGAGGGGUUUCCCAGGCAUCUUACCAGGCGCUCAUGGAGAACAAACUGCUGCUGUUUGUAAAGCAGAGAUGAAAAAUGAAACUUGGAGGUUUUAUGAUGACAUCAGAGUCACAUGACUCUUUCCUGCUUCUGCUUCCUGAAAACAGGAAAGCGUUUUCCUCCCACGGAUGCUUUCUGGCAUAGUUGCUUCUCUGUUUAUCCAAAAACUAUCCGGAAGGAUUGUCCAGAGCUUCAGAUCCACCUGGAGGAGAUGAGGUCUAGGAGAGAGUUGGAGGACAGGUUGAACUGAACAUAGAGGCAGCCAUCUUUAUCAGAACCAGUCCUCCUCCACCCUGUCCUUUAUGUUGCAGAACUGAGCCAUAAACUGGUUUCCAUCGAUUAAAACAGCAACUUCAUCUUUUUAGAUAAUAUCUGCAGAGAGAGGAAGAUGAAGGAAAUGCAGGCUGACAGGAAGAAGCAACAUUUCACAAAAUAAAAGCCUCUCAGCAGAUGUUUUCCAUCCUGCUAUUAAAAUCUCCCAGUUUGGAUCAGAUGUUUGGAUGAUAUUUCUGUGACAUCUGAUUAAAAUCUCCUUUCUUUGUUCUGUGGUGGUUUGUAGAUGAGGAGCUUUUAUUGGUUGAGGCUGUUUGUUUCUGAAUAAACUGGUUCUAUCUUCCUGUGUUCGGGA